AAAAUGUCUAGGCUAUUGGUUUCUGAAAAGAAUUGUUAGCUGGAGACCUACCUUUUUGUUGCUAUACUGCAUCUAGAGCCUCUGUCCACACGAGGGCAGACAUGGGCAGGCUUUUUCCUCUACAAUGUCAAAAUGAAACCCGUUGAACCACCUCCUAUUUACUGUAAAUGUUUGAAAAGGAAAUCACUGUAGUUCCCCAGCUGUCUUCACCUCGACCGGCGUCCCAACGAACUUCAACUGACAAAUUCCAGGCACAUGGUGAUGUAUAGCCGGAUUCUUCAUCUCAAGCUCAAUGGGUCAUCGCUAGCUUUGCUCCCACGCUCCAACCGUCACCAGGCUGUGAGGGAUGGUGAAUUCUCUGAAAAAGAAAAUGAGUUCCGGGGCGAGCUGGUGAACCAGCGGUGGACACGAGGCGAGAGGACCAGCAGCCGCUGCCAGGCCUCCCAGAGACUGCAGAGCCGUCGACCAAUCAUGAUGAGUGUAGAGGGUGACGACAAGCGAACUCGCACUCGGUCCAAGGGAAUCAGAGUUCCUAUUGAGCUCGUAGGACAAGAGCUGAGCUGCCCCACCCCUGGAUGCAAUGGCUCUGGCCAUAUCAGUGGGAGAUACUCACGACACAGAAGCAUUCUGGGUUGCCCCAUAGCCAGAAAGCGCCGGCUAGAGGAAGCAGAGGCCGAGCAGGACGCAGAGCAUCCUGCCUCCAAGAGGAGGUCCCACCCCCUGAAACUGGCCCUGGACGAGGGCUUCAGCGCGGGAAGCGACAGCGGCAGCGAAGCCGAGGGCGAGAAGGAUGGAGAGAAAGCAGUAGAGACCAGGGAGGAGGAGGAGGAGGAGGAGGAAGAGAGGGAGGCAGCUGUAGAGGAGGAGAGACAGGAGAUGACAGAAGACCUGACGCAGGAUGGACAGACAAAUGGACAGGAGGAGGAGACACAGAUGGAGGAGGAAGAGGAGAGGGAAGAAGAAGAGACAUAUCAGAAGGAGGAGAACACAUUCGCAGCUGAUGAAGAGGAGUGUGUGAUCAUCGAGCCUGAGCUCGGAGCAGCGCCGCCUGCACCCAAGAAGUGUCAGUCUCACUCCCAGUGCACCGAAGAGGUGGCCAACUCUCUCCUCCACCUCGGCCGAGUCUCCGACAGCAGUGCUCCAACUGUGGCCGUUCAGCAGCCUGUUGCUGUGGAGACGGAGGAGGAUGUCGCCGUGGCAGCGGAGCGGGGUGAAGAAGUAAAGGACGAGCAGGAGGGGGACAUGAAUGAGGGGCAAGAGGAGGAGGAGGAGGAGGAGGAGGUGGCACGCAGAGUUCAAGUACUGGAAGAGUCAUCUGUUCUGCAGAAGGAGGCAGCUGAAGUGGAGGAAGAGGAGUUGGAGGAGGAGGAGGAGGAGGAGGAGGAGGUAGAAGAUGAAAAAGAGUGCCCAGAAAGGAGCAACCUUGUGAUCCAGGAGAACCACCAAUAUCUGCCCGAAGAUGUCCGCCAUGAACAGAACAAGGAAGAAGAGGAAGAAGAGGAGGAGGAGGAGGAAGAGAUGGCAGCGCCAGCACAGCAAAGGCUGGGCACUCCAGCAGAAGAAGAGGAGGAUGAGGACGGAGAUGAAGAGGACCACAGGGAGGUGAAUCACAUUCUGCCCAUUUCUGACGCGCCAACUGCCAUCCGCACCAUCACCAGCACCAGCACCGCCGCAGCUCAGGGAACACACAUCAUGGCUGGAGACCACAGGGCCAGUCCUCUGGAGGACUACAACUCACACAGGGCCAGUCCCCUCGAGAACUACAACACCAACAGAGCCAGUCCGCUCAACAAAUAUGACUCUCAUAAACCUAGCCCGCUUCAAAACUACAAGGCCAGCCCUCCUUUAAGCUACGGCUCUCACAGGGCCAGUCCGCUGGAGGAAUACAUAACCAGCCUCCGAGGCGAGAACUAUAAAAUCCACAAAGCCGCGUCCUCCGCCUCUCCUGACAUCAUCGAGGUGCGAUCAGACAGGUCCGAGGAGAGGGACUUUGACGACGUGGACGGGGACGACGAGCGCGACGACGAAGACAGCCUGUCGCAGCGCUCCACGGUGACGGACGAGUCCGAGAUGUUUGACAUUACCCGAGGGAACCUGGGCCUGCUGGAGCAAGCCAUCGCCCUGAAGGCAGAGCAGGUGAAGCCGGCCGGGCCCAGAGAGCUGCUCCGCGCCCCAGAUAUCCACCACCAGCGAUACUUCACCAUGGAUGACAGGCCCAAGCACCUGGACGUCAUCCGCAAGAGCUACUUCAGCAAAGAGAGCAGUAGGCCAGAGAAGAGGGAGAUCAAGUGUCCCACCCCUGGGUGUGAUGGGACGGGUCACGUCACUGGUCUUUACCCCCACCACCGCAGCCUGUCAGGCUGUCCGCACAAGGACAGGAUCCCCCCGGAGAUUCUGGCCAUGCAUGAGAAUGUGCUGAAGUGUCCAACCCCCGGCUGUACCGGUCAGGGCCAUGUUAACAGCAACCGUAACACACAUCGCAGUCUUUCUGGAUGCCCCAUUGCUGCUGCAGAGAAGCUGUCCAAGGGCCACGAUAAGCAGCUUCUCUCUCAGCCAGGCGGCGAGCACCUCAAAGGAAGUCCCAACGACAGAGUGUUAAGGCCCAUGUGCUUUGUGAAGCAGCUGGAGGUGCCCCAGUAUGGCAGCUACCGGCCCAACAUGGCGCCCGCCACGCCUCGCGCCAACCUGGCCAAGGAGCUGGAGAAGUACUCCAAGGUGUCCUUCGAUUAUGCGGCCUUCGACGCUCAAGUGUUCGGGAAGCGCAUGCUCGCUCCAAAGAUGCCCACCAGCGAAACGUCACCCAAAGCCUUCAAAACUAAGCCCUCGUUCCCCAAGUCCCCGUCACCCAGCCUCAGUCUCCAUGGUUACGGGAAGAGCUCCUCCCUGGCCUACGACUACUCCCAUGAUGCCGAGGCCGCUCACAUGGCUGCCACUGCCAUCCUGAACCUGUCUACACGCUGCUGGGAGAAACCUGAGAACCUCAGCACCAAACCCCCAAACAAGGAAAUAAACAUUGAGGUGGACGAGAACGGCACCCUGGACCUGAGUAUGAAGAAGCCCAUUAAACGAGAGGGCAGUCUGUCCGGCACCAGCCCCGGGGUUCGGUCCCCGGACCCUUCCUCCUCCUCUUCCUCACUCCAUCACGGUGGAAGCAGCGGGAUGACGUCACCGAACCUAAACGCCUACAAGCAGGAGGAGUGGGAGGGACCUCUGGAUUACACCAAACCCAACCGCCAAAGGGAGGAGGAAAUGGACGAGAUGGAGCACACAGGCCAGUCGUUUGUCUCGUCGGACGCAGAGGACUGUGACAUGAUGCAGGACUGUCUGGAAGACAGGAAGUACCCGGGAGAGGUUACGACUCCAAGCUUCAAAGUCAAGUUCCAGCCCAAGGAUAGCAAGAAAGACCUGCUCUCCUGCCCUACACCAGGUUGUGAUGGCAGUGGUCACAUCACCGGAAACUAUGCGUCCCAUCGCAGUCUGUCUGGGUGUCCUCUCGCUGAUAAGAGCCUUCGGUCCCUCAUGGCGGCCCACACCCCUGAACUCAAAUGCCCCACACUAGGAUGUGACGGCUCGGGUCACAUCACGGGAAACUACUCCUCCCACAGAAGUCUCUCUGGGUGCCCGCGUGCCAAGAAAAGUGGAAUUAAAACUCCUACCAAGGACAACCAGGAGGACUCCGAGCUUUUAAAAUGCCCAGUGCCGGGCUGCGACAGUUUGGGUCACAUCAGUGGGAAGUACGCCACACACCGUAGCGCCUACGGGUGUCCGCUGGCGGCGCGCAGACAGAAGGAGGGUCACCUGAACGGCACACCCUUCAACUGGAAGGCCUUCAAGACAGAGGGGCCUACCUGUCCCACCCCAGGCUGUGACGGCUCGGGACAUGCGAACGGAAGCUUCCUCACACACCGCAGCCUCUCAGGGUGCCCCAGAGCCUUGUUCCCAAAGAAGAAGGCCAAGUACCCCUCAGAGGACUACCUGAGCACCAAGUUCAGGGCCAGUGAUGUUUUGGACAACGAUGAGGACAUCAAGCAGCUCAACAAAGAGAUUAACGACCUCAAUGAAUCCAACAAUGAAAUGGAGGCUGACAUGGUCAACCUGCAGACUCAGAUCUCCUCCAUGGAGAUGAACCUGAAGAGCAUUGAGCACGAGAACAAGCUGAUCGAGGAGCAGAACGAGGCUCUGUUCAUGGAGCUGUCUGGUCUCAGCCGCGCUCUGAUCCGCAGCCUGGCUAAUGUACGCCUGCCACACAUGCAGGGGCCAAUCACGGAGCAGAACUUCGACAGCUACGUGAGCACCCUGACCGACAUGUACACCAACAAGGACUGCUUCCAGAGCCCCGAGAACAAAGCUCUGCUGGAGAGCAUCAACAAAGCUGUGAAAGGCAUCAAAGUCUGAGGCUCGACACACACUUAACACACAGAAUGCAAACUGUCCCGAAGCGCUGGCUGGAGCGUGACGGAGGUGGAUACGGAGGGACGGGGGGAGAUGAAGGGGGAGAGAUGUUGAAGUACUCUACAAUAUUUUGAAGUACGAUUCAAAACUAUGGAUGGAUUCAAAAACAUAAAAAAAAGGGAAUUCAGGUUAUUCAAAUAAACGGCAACUUUAAAAAACAAAAAAAAAAAAAAAAAAAAAAGAUCAACCCAGGGAGCACUCUGUUUGAAGAAAAAGUGACGCGGACCAAAAUCCACACCAUGCUGCUGCUGGGAUUAGGAGGAGGAAACCAGAUCCUUCAGUCAGAAUGGAUGGAAAAGAAGAAUAAUGUUACUAGAAACAGUAUCUGGGUUUUUUUUUUUUUUUUUUUUUUUAAUAUGCUGUAUUGUUUACCUGUUGUCUCUCUUUUGUGUCCUUAACUGUUUUUGGAGAGGGGUUUCACGCUUCAUAUAAACUGAAACACGGAAGGAACGCAAACGCGGGAUUGCACAGGACAGUCUGUGUGUGUGUCCUGUGUGUGUGUGUUGUGUGUGUGUGUGUGUUUGUGUGUGUGUGUGUGUGCGUUCACCGACUCCAGAAGCUCUCUGAUUCACGGCCACACACACACACACACACACCUCGGCAUUAUGACGCAAGCGCUACACUGAAUUUGUGUUUGCUUUGUGGUAUUAC
Messenger RNA from Perca flavescens (yellow perch), 5103 nucleotides. It is a transcript of the gene myt1b, whose product is annotated as myelin transcription factor 1b. The transcript has 26 exons. The record is from RefSeq and is a predicted model, not a curated record. Lineage: Eukaryota; Metazoa; Chordata; Actinopteri; Perciformes; Percidae. Gene Ontology annotation, biological process: regulation of transcription by RNA polymerase II. Gene Ontology annotation, cellular component: nucleus. The coding region runs from base 256 to 4395 and encodes 1379 amino acids. Gene Ontology annotation, molecular function: DNA-binding transcription factor activity, RNA polymerase II-specific; RNA polymerase II cis-regulatory region sequence-specific DNA binding; zinc ion binding.